AUGAUUUAAAAUUCAACCACCACUCCUCCAAACGAAGACUCAUUUCGUAAGCCAAUCAUACAAAUUAUGACUCAAAUUAACCAGUAAUAAAUGAGAGUGCGCAAUCCUUCCCAAGAGAGUCGUAAAGCCUAAAUUGACAACAAUUAAAUUAAAAUUACUAAUCAAAAAUCCCCUACUGUAACUCAGAUCAGUGUAUAGUUAGCCUCAGAUAGAAUAUCUCCUAAUAAUCAUAAAGAUUUACUCCUUAUCAAUGAAGAACCAAACAACAAAGAAGACUCACAAAGUAUAAUUAAAAAAUCAAAUGAUUACGAAUUACUGUAUCAAAAAUCCCAUUAAAAUAAAUCGAAUAAGCUUCAUUCAUCAUUAAAGUUGUUGUACUUAUCAAGAUCAAAUCUGUUCAGACAACAAAUAUUAACAAAGUAGCAAUUCAACAUUAUUCAUGACUUAUCUUCAGCCUAUAUCAUUCCAUUAAAACGAUAAAUUCUAAAUCGCCUAAAAUAGGAUUCAAUCACUAAACAGGUAAUUUAUAGUUUCUACAUAUGCUUUUUAAUAUUUUAUUUGACCAUCCUAUUAAUUGAAUUGGGCUGUAAUUAAUUAAAAAUUUGCAAUUAAUAGAUUUUCCAUUAUUUGUUGAUCAUCUUUUAAUUACUUGAGUGUACUUAUCGAAUAAUAAUCAAUAAAUUUUGCCUAUGGAGCAUGUUUGCAGACGUAGUAACUAUGCUACCUUUUUUUGCUUUUUUAAUGGAUAUAGGUGAUGCAUAGAAAGUAUUUUACAUGAUGUAUCUAUUAAGAAUCUAAAAAAUUACUGAUUACAUUCAAAACUUAAUUUUAUAUAUUAAUUAAUCAGAUUAGGUGUUUAUAAUAUAGACAACCAUUCAACUUCAUUUUGCUACAUUUAUUGCCUAAACAAUUUUAUACAUGCUUGCCGAACAACAAUAAGACUACAUCAACUAUAUUCAAAGCAUAUUUGCUGUAUUGUUUCAGAACCCCAUAAUAAUAAAGCAAUAUUAUUUUAUUGUAUACUUGAUUAGAACUCUCUUAUUGAUUUUUUAUCUGCACAAAAUUCGAUAGAUAAUAAACUAUCACUCCCUUUCAUUGGAUGAGUAAAUUAAUUAUGCUCCUAAGACUUUGAAGUCUAUAGUUAAUUAUUAGUAGGAUAAUGGAUCUAACAAGUUCAACAUGAAAGGUUUACCAAUACAUUUACAAUAAUAGAUGAAGAGAGAAAAGUACUUUAAGAUACUAUAGAGCAUUCCUAUUUUUAAAAAGUCAUUUUCUCAUUCCACCUUAUUGAGUUUGUGCGAAAUCAUUGAGGAGGACAUUUUAUAACCAAACGAUGUGAUUCAAUAGCAACAAUGCCUUCAUUUUCUUUUGGAAGGAUAAAUUGGAAUAGUUUAAAAAUGUUAAACAUCUUAGAAAGAAUUUAAAUUGGUUAAAAUUUAAGAUGCAUUUUAGAUCUUCAAUAACAUUGCUUUUUUUAAGAAUCAAAUAUAGGGAAUUGAAUUUAAGAGUAUUGGGUAUUCAAAAAUAGCUACUCUAGAUUCUAAUAAAUUCUAGAAUUUGAUCCGAUAGUUUCCUCGAGAAUUCUAAAAGUAUCGAAUGCUUAUUGACACCCUUAUGAUUGAAAAUCAAUCUCACCUAAUAAAUAUUUAAUGUUUUAGUUGUUUUAAGGAACAUGAUAUAACAGAGUGUCCUAUCGUCAAUUACAAGCCCAAUACAGUCUAAGUCAUACAUAAUUACAUCUUAAAUAAAGAUUAGAAUAGAAUUAUUGAUUUUAAAAGAGUAACUAUCUUUUAUUAUUUAAUUAGUAAGCAAAUACAAAGAAGAAAAGACUUCUGGCUUAAGUAUAAAUCGAUGUAAAGGAGGAUUCUGAAUCUUUAAACUCAGAAGAAUAUGAUAAAGUUGAAUCAUUCUAAAAGGUUUUACCCUCUUCCAACUCAUUACAAAGCUAGAACAAUAAUAAUUUCAUGAAUUAAUUAGAAAUAAGUUCUGUUCCUUACAUUAACUACUCGCAUAGUGGAUAAACCUUAUAGUCGAAGAAAGUGGAUUCAGAAUUCUUCAUCCAAUCUCAAGGAGUGAGUAGCAGCAUAAGUAGCAGAAAAAUCUUCGUUAAUGAAAUCAAAGAAAUUGCACAAUCCAAAUUCUAAAGGCUCGAUUAAACAGAAGAUCAUGGAGCUUAAGUGAAUAACAAAGCUUUACAAAGAGUACAAGACAGUGUCUUACAAACGAAGAAAAGGUUUAAUAAAAAUGCAUUAUAGAAGGAUGAAUAAUAGUAAUUUUAACGAUAUCAAACUGAUGUACAAUCUGAACUUAAAAAUAGAGAUUAAAGGAAGAAUCAAACAAUGAUUAACAGUCACGUUGAGGUUCAAGAUAACUUUAAUAGAGUAAUAUCAAUCGAGAACAAUUUCUUGGAAUUUUUCGAGAAAAUCAAUUCAUUUGAGGAUUAUUUCCCUCAUUAUAAUGUGGAUUAACAAAUUAAUAACUAUUAAAAGAUGCAAUCUUUCAAAAAAGAUUCUAAUUGA
Messenger RNA from Paramecium octaurelia, 2519 nucleotides. The record is from the annotation of a GenBank genome assembly. Lineage: Eukaryota; Ciliophora; Oligohymenophorea; Peniculida; Parameciidae.